Molecule: messenger RNA, 524 nt
Organism: Penaeus vannamei (Pacific white shrimp)
Lineage: Eukaryota; Metazoa; Arthropoda; Malacostraca; Decapoda; Penaeidae
Source: RefSeq, a predicted model, not a curated record
UAUGCCGAGCCAAACAGCGACUUGUUAGCAGGGAUGGAUUCUACGGUGAGUCUAGAGAAAUACCUCGAGAUGAAGGAGAAGCUGGAGAGCAGCGAAGCCCGAAUCCAAGAGCUGCAGAACAACAACGCACACAUGCAGUCGCAGCUGGAUGAACUCAGCUCCACCGUGCGUAAACUGAUCCGUGAGCGAUUGUAUCUCCAGUCUACAUCGCCUCAGCGCAAAGUAAAAAGUUUGCGUGAAGAGAACAUGAGUCUGCGGUCGCUGUAUGGGAGCGGGAGUAUGUGUGGGCCCAUGUACCCCUCGUCCUCUCACGUGCCCACGCCCCCUCCCCUCUCCUACCCCUCUCCACCACCAUGACCCAGAGUCUGCACAACGGAGAUGUCGACCCACAGGUGAGUUUGCGAACCAGCAGAGGUCCAGCCCAAAGACCCUUCAGCAUGUUUGAACAACGUCAAGGUCUCCCCAGCUCUGUUGGACCCUCCCAUGCUAUGGACCAAACAAGGACAACUUCAUAUCAGCUGAAC